ACCAGACAGAAUGGCCAGAAAUUGUAUAUGGAAACUUGUAGCGUCUGUAUCAUCGUCUUCCAUAAGCCAAGAACCCUAUAUUCCUAAAUCCUUUCUACCAGGUGACUUUGAAAUCGAGGUAGUAACUCCAACCAGACCCGGGAUUUUAUGGAUGUCAAUCAGGUUUUUGAGGUUCCCGACACGCCUGAUAGAUCAGUAGCAGCAGCACAUAAUGGUCACCACAACAAUAUUGAAAGGCAAAGUGAUGCUUCCAUCAAUAACUGUAUAGUGAGUAAUGAUUACAUUAACAGAAGGAUGAGAAAUGAGCCGAGGGAAAAAGGAAAAUCAGUUGCAGUUAACAGAAAUCGGAGAUUGUUUAUUGGUCCUGACAGUUGCAGCAACUCCCCGGUUUCUAGAUCAGGGGGUUCAUGCUCUUUUAAGAACGCUAGGCCUACUAUAGAUGCUACCAGGCAUGACAAAGGAAAGGGUUUAUGUAAUUCUGAUGCCCAAAACUCUGCUUUCAAAAGAAGUGGUAAUUUUGCUGUUGCGGCUGAGGAAAACCGGCAUGGAGAUUAUGGAGUUAGCAGAGUAAAUGCCUCUAGAAAAGGUGUAUUACUGCUCAAUGGGGUUUCUGCUGUUAAUUCUUUGGAUACAUCGAGCAAAUCAUGUAAACUAAAUAAUACUCUCGAGACUGGUCCAAGCUCCGACUGUGGAAAGGGUGUCGACCUUUUAGCUGCAGCUCAUCGUAAAGCUGAAAGUAAUGCAUCUGCAAGUAUGCAACCGUGCACAUCAUCUAAAGUCCCUCGGCAGAAAAUGUUGGUGCGAAAUGGAUGUAUAUCUCCCCAAAACAUAGCGAAAUCUAAACACGUUGCUGAGAAGCAUGAAACUGGUAGUGUGGUAAAAGCACGUAAUGGUUCUAUUACACUGGCAUCUGAUGGUCAAUCAAGUACGGUUGAUAUUAAGGAUCUGAUAGCUGACGCUAAAGAUGCACACAGAUGCAAGGGAAAAAGAGUAUCUUGUCAUCUUUCAUCUAAAGAGCCUGCUGCAGGGGGCAGCCAUUUGUCUCAUAGGAGAUCUAUUCAAGAACCGGUUGAUAGUAGCAGUGGUUUCAGUGUAGGUGCCUCUAGAUGCUCUGCUGAAUCAGGAAGAUGGAGAACCACCCACAACCAUAGGAAACAAAGAGAAAUUGAACAUCAAAAGAACGGAACGUUGCAAAGGGAUCAUAGGAAUGGAAGAGACAUCAUAAAUCUAGAUGAAUCGGAUGUAGUCUCUUCUCGACAUGUUUGUGAUUUACCUCCAUCAAUGCCCCCUCAGAAGUCGGGUAUUAAUGGACAGAGGGAGGGUACUGCCCCCAGAAAUUUUGGCAAACGUUCUAUGUCAUGUGUCGAUGCCCCUGCCGGGGAACCUUCGAGUUCAAGACCAAAAAGGAACAAGAGCCUUCAUGGUGUCGGCACUUCGAAUUCAGUCUCUGAGCCCAAUACACGCCAUGGUAAUGAUGAGGGUUCGAGUGUCAGAGCUCUACAGGUUGAGGCAGAUGAGAUGUUGGCUAGAGAACUGCAAGAACAGUUAUACAAUGAGCCGACACCUUCAGUUGAAAUUGGCGAGAUGGAUUCUCGUCUUGCAUUUGGAAUGCCAGUGCAGCAGGAUAACAGUUCACGGCAUGCUGGAGGUCGUCGUGCUAUUCGUCGUCGAGGGCCAUCGAUGAUGAAUGUGCAUGAACCCAUCCGGCGCCCUACAAUUCGAAGACGACUUCAACGUCAAGUUCGUACCUCCACAAGAAUGGAUCCAGUUAGGCGUGUCUUUUCACGUUCUCGAACAACAUUUUCUUCAUCCAACCGAAGAAACUCAAUAUUUCCUGCAAACAUGGAUGUGGACAUGAGAAUGCAGAUACUCGAAACAUUAGAGGCCGUCGGUGAUAUGCGAAUGCCUAAUGAUUUGUUACACAUGGGGCGUGAAUUCAACGAGGACGAUUAUGAAAUGUUGUUGGCUCUUGAUGAGGAUAAUCACAGACAUGGAGGCGCAACUCGUGCACAGAUUAAUAACCUGCCAGAGUCAACAGUUCAGGCUGAAAAUCUUCAAGAAUGUUCAAUUUGUCUUGAAACUCCUACUGUUGGUGAAACCAUUCGACAUCUUCCUUGUCUUCAUAGAUUUCACAAAGCGUGCAUCGAUGAGUGGCUGAGAAGAAAAACAUCGUGUCCUGUAUGCAAAUUGUCGGUCACUUAAUUCACCUGCAUUUUUGCAAAAAAUGAAGCCAAAUACGCAGUCAAAACUCAUUUGGGAACCGAAGGUAGAUUCAACUUGGUAUUUACGAGUUAUGGUAGGAGAUCGGUUUAUAUAUACAAUAUAGUAGGUGUUGGUGAAAAGGCCGUUUAUAGAAUCAAGCCUUUGAACCGUAUGUUCAACAUGAGCUCAAGAUGUUCGAUUGAGCUUGGACUCUUGGCCUUCCCGUGCACUGCGAGGGCCAACAAAUAAAAUAUCGCGAAAGAUACCGAUCAAAGACUGCCGUUGAUGAUCUUGGUUGGCUCUUUGUUGAGAUCGAUUCAUUCAUAACCAUGUUUGUGAAUGAAUCUGCAAGAUUUUUGUGAUUCCUUGGUUUGAAUACUCGUUUUGGUCGAAAUCUCAGAGAUCAGAUGAUUAACGGUAUACACUCUUCGGUUUUUUGUUUAUGCAAAUAUAAGAUUUUGCUACAUUCUCUUUUUAGCGAUCUUAUAGAAAUACAACAAACCAUUCGGGUACCAAAGGGUCAUUAGUUCAACAGUAUCUAGAUUAACGGUAGCGCCUUCCUUUAUGUAAGUUA
Molecule: messenger RNA, 2776 nt
Organism: Cynara cardunculus var. scolymus (artichoke)
Lineage: Eukaryota; Viridiplantae; Streptophyta; Magnoliopsida; Asterales; Asteraceae
Exons: 9
Coding region: 148-2202 (684 amino acids)
Molecular function (GO): zinc ion binding
Source: RefSeq, a predicted model, not a curated record